CACCCGUUGUUCUUCAGUCUGGCAUCAGCAGUGAAAGCAUAUGGACCUAUACGCCUAAUAAUCUAGAAUUUUGUAACGGGACUUAGUGUUCAAUAAAGGUACCUAUUUAAUGAAAUAGGUACCUUGUUGUGUAGUGUUGAGUCUGUAUUGGUCCUGACAACAGGCAUCUUUUUGACAACGCGUUUCUACACAACAUUAUAUUAUAUUACCGGAACUCUCUCCUUGCAUCUUCUGAAGCGAGGAUCAACACAACUGCUGGCUUGGCAACCGGUCGCUGCUGGUCGAUGGAUACAUCUUACGGCCAUAUCGACUUAACAACUAGAUAAGUCCACCUUUUAAAGGACUUAGCUGCCUCAUUCUGUACCGGAUCGCCACUAAAAACUCUUCAGUGUAGUUUAAUCACAGUCAAGAUGGUUAACUAUUUCAUUUACGCAAAAGAUUUUUCCGGGUCUACGCAGGGAGAAAGUUAUUUUCAUACCAAUGGUUUGAAAACCUUAUACGAAUUUAAAAGUGAUGUAGAAAAAUUUGAAAAGGAACUUCUGGACGCCGGUGAGCCUUCAGUAAAAUCUAAAAUAGUUUACUUACAUUGGGGACACAAAUGUUAUGAAGUUGAUGAAGACACAACUGUUGUAGCAUAUAAUGAGCAAUGUGGAGAUAUGGGUACAGAUCCAGGAACAAUUAUUAAAUGGAUUAAAAGCAAAAGUGAUAUCUGUAAUGAAAAUAAUAAUAUUAAGUUGCUUUAUAUUAUAACUGAUGGUUUAAUUAACCAUGGCGAUGCGAUGAGAUGUUUUCAGCUAAAUGCAGACAUGCAAUACGAAAAGGUAGUUUUCCAUGCCUUUAACCAACGUGAAUAUGACAUAGAUCUCUCCGUAGUCGCGUCUUUUUUGAAAUGUGAAUGCGUUGUCUAUCGUAAUUAUAAACUCCUUGAUAACGUGAAUAUUUCAGAGGAAUAUGACUACGAUAAAAUAAACCUGGAUAAUUUUUCAGAUGAAAAGGAAAAUUUAAAGUCAUACAUUAAAUUGAAAUAUAUAAAUAAAUUCAAACACGAUGCCCUUGCGUUGCAAGAAAUAGAUAAAUUAAAGAAACUUCGGAAUAGGUUGUUUGCAGAAUUGUCAUCCAAAUCACAAAAGAGUGAAUCUAUUCUCAACACAAAAGAUAAAAAUGUAUUUUUGGCUGAAUUCGUUAAAACCGAUUGGUAUAUUAAUCUCAACACUGAAUCUCACGGUUUGAAGGUUGAAGUUGAGAAAGCAAUUUCCACGUUGAUUAAUUACAUUGUCAGUGACACAAAAUCUUACUCGUUUGACGCAUUGAAAUUCGAGACAAAAUUUGAUAAUCCAAUUGAAGAAGAGCCUAUAGUUGACGUUAACUUUCCAGCUGAACAAGAAAUAGAAUUCCCUGAUAUUAUUCUCGAUGACGAUAAAGGAAUACCUGUUAUAUUAUUAACAGAAUUUAAUAUGUUAGAAAAACUUAUCUUCCACAGAACAACCGAAUCGACCGAAGUAUCACCUGCUAGUUUUAAUAAAUUUAAGUCAACGAUGGAUUGUCCGUUAUUUUUGUUGAACGAUGCAGAUUUAAGUGAGUCUAUUGGAUAUUUUUAUACUUUAAAUGUAUAUAAACAAUUAUUAACAAAAACGGAUAAGACAGAGCCGCGUACUCGAAGACCAUACCAUGGAGGUCUCGUGCUAAUCGACACAGAUGAAUUUGAUAAAUACAAUGAUUACAUUUUAGCGGCAACGUAUUUGGAUUUCAAAAAGAUAAAUUACAAUAUUGGUUUGUUUUAUUACAUCUUGUGGAAAAAUUGCGAAAAUAAAGAAUGGAUGGAUAAAAAUGUGGUUAAACAGUUUAAAAAGUAUGUAAUGCGUCGCAUUAGUGGAUACAAGUGUAAAAUAGGGUUGUCGGGAUUGCCACUAGACCCUCCUCAUGUUACGUCUUUGCCAACUGCUUUGUGGUACUGUGUAGAAUUAUCAUCAUGCUUAUUUAGAAAUGAUCCGCAAAAUUUUACACAAGAACGUUUGAGAAUGUAUUAUGGGGUAGCACAUUGUAUGAUCGAAAUAUUAAAGAGCCUAGAUUACAAUUUAGAUUUAGAGGCUAUUGAGAAACGUAGAGACGUAAUUAGGCAUGUUAUGAUUUUGAAAAAGAUUCCAACAUAUGGAGAAAGAGUGUAUUAUUUGAUAGAAAGGAUAUUUAAAAAUGUUAAUGGAUUUCUCGUAUCUAAAAUUGAAAAACCUUUUAACAUAAGCAAACUCAGAUACCUAAAGUUGGAUCACAAAGGCAUGUUCGGCGAUGAUGAUAUUAAUGAUGGAGCAGUUGUUAAUCUUAAUGACUACGUGCACUUAAUGUACUUUAUGAAUGCUGAAAAGAAAUCAAAAGAUGAUAGAGGUAUGUUUGAAAUAUGUGACAAAACAUUCCGUCCAUUCUUUAUUAUUGAGAAUAACAAAUCAUUUUAUGCAGAAUUAAAAGAGAUUUCUAAAAAAGUAGUUAUCAACAACGACAGUGACAAAGGUAGAGUAAAUGUUACUUACGAUGAAAUUGAUGCAAUGGAGUUUGAUAGAAUUUUGUCUGUAUACAAUCUAUAUAUUAACUGUGUCAAAGAUUCUGAGAAAUAUCCCACCUUAGAUGAAUACAUCGAAUACAUUUUAAAGAAGAAGAAAUAUCAAGAAGAUUUAGUGACAAUAUUUCCAUCAAACGUCAUUUACAUGAUAAAUGAAGUGUACUCGCGUUACCAGGAUAUUGUGAAAGAUGUCGAUGUUAAAGACUUUAUACACAUAUGUAAAAGUUACGUAAGUCGAAUUGAACGUGUUAAAGUAGAAGGUAGAAUGGCAUUUAAUAGCGAUAAGGAAAUUUUAGAAUUUCUUGUCAGUGAAGAACGUAAAGUUAAAUUGAAAAAAAUCAGCCAAGAACACAAGUCGGUCAAAACUCGCGUAAGGGUCCUCCAAACAGGAAGAAAGUCCCUAAAACAGAACAAACAAGCCAACAAAAGGGCCCACCGCGGCACAUUAGAGGAAGGCGGCGGCCUUUUAAUAACAGAAGACGUUUUGUGCGGAGUACACAAAAGCCUUGACUUGAUUUAAGCCAGUGCAUAAAUGUCUUGGCCGAUUUUUGUUUUCGUAAUUAUACCAACUAAUAAACUGUAAGACUGGUUAUUUAGGAUAUACUAUUUGAUAUUUUGUGAUUGUGCCAUGUUAUUAAAUUAAUCUUUUCUUUA
Leguminivora glycinivorella is the source of this 3205-nucleotide messenger RNA. RefSeq lists its product as uncharacterized. The transcript is spliced from 3 exons. Bases 411 to 3071 code for a protein of 886 amino acids. NCBI's taxonomy places the organism in Eukaryota, Metazoa, Arthropoda, Insecta, Lepidoptera, Tortricidae. The record is from RefSeq and is a predicted model, not a curated record.